Homo sapiens (human) is the source of this 2099-nucleotide messenger RNA. RefSeq names its product endothelium and lymphocyte associated ASCH domain 2 (gene EOLA2). The transcript has 6 exons. The record is from RefSeq and is a predicted model, not a curated record. Lineage: Eukaryota; Metazoa; Chordata; Mammalia; Primates; Hominidae. The coding region runs from base 1276 to 1752 and encodes 158 amino acids.
GCACACGUACGUUCCUCAUGAAAGGGACGACGGGAGCUGCAUGAAAGCCGAAGUUAUGGACCGCUAGCAUCUGUCACUGGCCACCGGUUUCCGGGAGUAAGCGGCAGCUACCUUACAGCCCUGACACGAGCCGGGUGCUCUCUCUUCUCACCGCGGCCCACGUCUCCUCGCUGGCUCCGGUGGCCUCGCUGGGUCGCGAGGAGGCGGAGGACUGUACUCUGAGGCCAAAAGCCAGAGUCGGCCCUGAACGCCCACGACUCUCAGGGUCCAGAGGCCGUGAGACCGGCCGCGGCUGAAAGGUACCAGGGCCCCUGAUGCCGGAGCCCGUGUGCUCGGCCCUCUUGCAGACGGUACUUGCGGGCUGGGGUUUCUUUCCCCUGGGUUUCGGGCAGAGAACCCGUGCGGGGCGCGCCCGAAGCGCCCUUUGGUGUCCCUUGCUCUCCCCAUGGUCUCGGCCCCCCUCCUUCUAAGCGCGUGUACCCGCGACCUGCGUCUGCAAGUGCUGCUCCACACACAGCGGCCCCAUCUCGGCCCGGUCUUCCCUGCCUCCCGCUUGGCCCCUGUGCUGUAAGCUCGCCUGGACCCCAGGCCGGGCGGUGCAUAGCUCUGUGGCCUGUGGCCCCGUGCUCAGCAUGACCUAACCAGAAUUAAGCAGUGGACAAUGGGAUUUAGGCCCCCCAAACCCUCGUCCGAUGACAAUGGGAGGGGAAGUGUGAUUUUUCUCCCCUCGGAUGGAGCGUGCUCAGCUGUAGGAAUGUGACUCAACUUGCUGAAAUGAUUUUCUGCUCUGCGGACUGGUGCACCCUGUGACCCAGACAGAUGUGGAGGGUCCCACCGCUCUGAUUAGCAGAACCAAACCGUGAGUGAGGUAAAGAAACCAAGUGGAAGAGUGUUUCCUCCUCUGGCCGUAAAGCAGCUCAGAUUGGGACAGGGGCGUCUGCUGACAGUGGAGAGCAGUGGUGGGGGAAGGGGCUUGAGGAAGGUGGCACCCAGAGGGGUGGAGAGGAGAUGUCUGACUGAGGGCCAUCUGAGGUCACGGUGCAUCCUGAGGACAGAGCUGAGAUUGGAUAUCAACGAUGUGGGCUCAGCAGCCCUGGAGUAGGAGCUGGGAAGCUGUCCCCGCCCUACUCCGGACCGCCCCAAAGACUCCAUGGGAUGGACCUGAGUCAGCCGAAUCCUAGCCCCUUCCCUUGGGCCUGCUGUGGUGCUCGACAUCAGUGACAGACGGAAGCAGCAGACCAUCAAGGCUACGGGAGGCCCGGGGCGCUUGCGAAGAUGAAGUUUGGCUGCCUCUCCUUCCGGCAGCCUUAUGCUGGCUUUGUCUUAAAUGGAAUCAAGACUGUGGAGACGCGCUGGCGUCCUCUGCUGAGCAGCCAGCGGAACUGUACCAUCGCCGUCCACAUUGCUCACAGGGACUGGGAAGGCGAUGCCUGUCGGGAGCUGCUGGUGGAGAGACUCGGGAUGACUCCUGCUCAGAUUCAGGCCUUGCUCAGGAAAGGGGAAAAGUUUGGUCGAGGAGUGAUAGCGGGACUCGUUGACAUUGGGGAAACUUUGCAAUGCCCCGAAGACUUAACUCCCGAUGAGGUUGUGGAACUAGAAAAUCAAGCUGCACUGACCAACCUGAAGCAGAAGUACCUGACUGUGAUUUCAAACCCCAGGUGGUUACUGGAGCCCAUACCUAGGAAAGGAGGCAAGGAUGUAUUCCAGGUAGACAUCCCAGAGCACCUGAUCCCUUUGGGGCAUGAAGUGUGACAAGUGUGGGCUCCUGAAAGGAAUGUUCCAGAGAAACCAGCUAAAUCAUGGCACCUUCAAUUUGCCAUCGUGACGCAGACCUGUAUAAAUUAGGUUAAAGAUGAAUUUCCACUGCUUUGGAGAGUCCCACCCACUAAGCACUGUGCAUGUAAACAGGUUCCUUUGCUCAGAUGAAGGAAGUAGGGGGUGGGGCUUUCCUUGUGUGAUGCCUCCUUAGGCACACAGGCAAUGUCUCAAGUACUUUGACCUUAGGGUAGAAGGCAAAGCUGCCAGUAAAUGUCUCAGCAUUGCUGCUAAUUUUGGUCCUGCUAGUUUCUGGAUUGUACAAAUAAAUGUGUUGUAGAUGA